Rangifer tarandus platyrhynchus (Svalbard reindeer) is the source of this 390-nucleotide messenger RNA. The record is from the annotation of a GenBank genome assembly. NCBI's taxonomy places the organism in Eukaryota, Metazoa, Chordata, Mammalia, Artiodactyla, Cervidae.
AUGCCUGGGUCUGCUCCAGUGGGCAAGGAAGAAGAAGUUGGACCACGCUGUGUCUUCCUUGGAACCAAUGACCGCCCCCAUCGCCAUGCCCAGCCCAGGACAGGCUAUGGGUCCAGGAACCUGGAGCAGCCUGACCCCAGGCGGAAGACCCUGUGGACCACCCACUGGUCCCUGAGAAAAACCCGCAAGGAGAUGGGAGUCUGGACUCCACUGCAGAGGUGGGCGCCCGGCCUUGGAUCUAACCCUGCGAGUAGCUCUUACCAGCUGCAGGUCCGUGGUGACCUGGCCAGCCCUGGCCUCAUGUCCGCAUGGCAGGGGGGCAGUGGGCAGAGCUCCAGGAAGAUAAGAACCCAAGGGCUGUACCAGUGCAAGGGCCACUCUCUGCCCUGA